ACAAUAAAAGAAAAAACUGAAAACCUAAGACUCGUAGUGAAAAAACUUCGAAGUAAAACGUACAUGAGUAUUUUUAAAAAUGGGCUCCACAAGAAACCUAUAAUUGACUGUAUAACAAGAUGGAAUUCAACAUACAAUAUGAUUGAAAGACUGCUGGAAAUAAGAGAAGUUGUAACUACAUUAAGCAAGGAUAAUUCGAAAUUAUUCAUUAGUUCUGCUGACUGGUCUUUCGCAAGUGAAUUUGUUGGAAUAUUUAAACCUAUUUACACAGCUACAAUGAAACUACAAACUGAACAGCUGUGUUAUAGCGAACUAUAUAUUGUAAUAAUGGAUAUUACAUUCCAAAUAGAUGCUUUACCAAAUACCGAAAUGAAAGUGAUACUGAAAGAAUCAUUGAAGACAAGAAUGGAUAAACUUUUUGAUAACGAACUUUUCAACGCAGCCGUGUAUUUGGAUCCACGUAUUAAAGUCUGUAUGACAAGCGAACAGAAAACUAGAGCGCAGAUGUACAUAGUGUCGUUAUAUAAGCGAAUAUACUCAAAAGAAGAUUCUACAACAGACAAUACGGCCUACACAAUACUGGAUGAAACUCCAUCAACAAGUAAUGCAUGCACACCGAAAUCCUUCUCCGAUUACCUGCAAACUUUAGAUCCUACCACGCCUACACAGAGUUCUUCAAACAUUGAUAAUUUUGAAUCCGAUCUAUCCACUUAUGAAAGAAAAUCUAGACUGCCACUAAAUGCAAAUGUUUUAGAAUAUUGGGAUUCUUCAAACAUUAUUAGUGGCAUUGCGAAUAUUUUACUGGCAAUACCAUCAACACAAGUAAGCGUGGAACGCUUAUUUUCAGCUAUGAAAUAUAUGUUAUCCGAUCAGCGCAAUCGAUUGUCACCGUUAAAUUUAGAGCAUAUAUUAAUGGUAAAAGCCAAUGGGAUUUUUAAUUACAAAUUGGGAUCAGAUUAAAGUUCUUACUGGUGUACUUAUAUUUUUAGUUUAUUACAUUUCCUUUUUUACUUUCUAUUUAUAUUAUGUUUAUUAUAUUUAACUUGUUUAAUUAAUUCAAUUUUUAUUAAA
Musca domestica (house fly) is the source of this 1071-nucleotide messenger RNA. RefSeq lists its product as uncharacterized. The transcript has 2 exons. Bases 64 to 960 code for a protein of 298 amino acids. Gene Ontology annotation, molecular function: protein dimerization activity. The record is from RefSeq and is a predicted model, not a curated record. Lineage: Eukaryota; Metazoa; Arthropoda; Insecta; Diptera; Muscidae.